UACACUUUCAUGGUAUCGAUUUGUUUAAGUUAUUUACGUUGACAGUUUUGUGUUUGGUGUUGUCUCACAACUUUGACCCUUUUCGCAGCUAUUUCCUUGCUUUUUUGACUUGACUUCGGCUGGAGGAGGUCCCAAAUGGGUCUUUUGUCGCUUUUGCGGAAGCUUCGCGCCGCCCCUGAGCGCGAAUUGCGUUUGCUUCUCCUGGGCUUGGACAAUGCGGGCAAAACGACCAUCCUCAAGACCCUGGCAUCUGAAGACAUUAAUCACAUAACACCCACAGCCGGUUUUAACAUAAAGUCGGUCAUAUCUGAAGGUUUCAAACUGAACGUUUGGGAUAUAGGGGGACAGCGCAAGAUCCGCCCUUACUGGAAAAACUAUUUCGAAAAUACCGACGUUUUGAUUUAUGUUGUGGAUUCGUCUGAUAAGAAACGUUUGGAAGAGACCGGAAUCGAAUUAUACGAGCUUCUGACCGACGAUAAACUCCAAGACGUGCCUUUGUUAGUCUACGCCAACAAACAAGAUCUUCCUGAAGCUCUCACCGCCGCGGAUUUGGCCCAGGCUUUGGGUUUGCCGAGUAUUAAAGACCGACCCUGGCAAAUCCAGGCCUGUACGGCCGUCCGAGGCGACGGUGUCAGAGAGGGCAUGGAAUGGGUGUGCAAAAGCAUCAAAAAGAAAUAAAUCAAACGCAGAUUCCGUCCAUUCAACCCACUACACGCUAUUGUUGACUUAGAAGAGUGGGAAAACUAUUGUUUCAGCUAAUUCGAGUGCGGUUUUAUCAUCAGCUUUGCAAUUGUUUUUAAUAAAGAUUUUUUAAAAAG
Molecule: messenger RNA, 818 nt
Organism: Tribolium castaneum (red flour beetle)
Lineage: Eukaryota; Metazoa; Arthropoda; Insecta; Coleoptera; Tenebrionidae
Product: ADP-ribosylation factor-like protein 3
Exons: 3
Coding region: 136-678 (180 amino acids)
Biological process (GO): cilium assembly
Cellular component (GO): microtubule cytoskeleton; cytoplasm
Molecular function (GO): GTP binding; GTPase activity
Source: RefSeq, a predicted model, not a curated record